AUGGCGACCAAUGGCCACUUCGCCGCUAUAGGCGUUGAGAGUAGCGAUAAGACAGCUUACGAGCAUGGCGUGCAAGUGAUCGAUGAGAACAAGGAAUUCAAUCCGAACUUGUCCCAGUACCUGGGCGCCGAAAAUGUCACCCCCGCCGGUUUUAACUACCACCUUAUCUCUGUUUUCGGCUCGCAGUCGACCGGUAAAUCGACCUUGCUCAACCAUCUCUUCGGUACCCAUUUCUCGGUGAUGUCCGAGCUGGAGAGACGACAGACCACCAAGGGUAUCUGGAUGUCCAAGAACAAGAAUGGCGAAUCUACAAUGGCGGAUAACAUCCUGGUAAUGGACGUCGAAGGUACAGAUGGUCGCGAGAGAGGAGAGGACCAGGACUUUGAGCGCAAGUCUGCCCUCUUUGCGCUGGCGACCAGUGAAGUCCUCAUCGUCAACAUCUGGGAGCACCAGGUCGGCCUGUACCAAGGCGCAAACAUGGGUCUACUCAAGACCGUGUUUGAAGUCAAUAUGCAGCUUUUCCUGAAGGACAGGAGUACCACCCACCGAUCCCUCCUAUUCUUCGUCAUCCGUGAUUUCGUCGGCACCACGCCGCUUAAGAACCUGCAAAGAACCCUGAUGGAGGAUAUGUCUCGUUUGUGGGAUUCGAUAUCGAAGCCUGCCGGUCUGGAGAAUGCGACCGUACACGACUACUUCGACUUCCAGUUCUAUGGCCUACCGCACAAGAGCUACCAGCCGGAGCAGUUUGUGACCGAAACGAAAAAUUUGAGUCUGCGCUUUCGGGAUGGCCAAAAGGAUAUCAGCCUGGACCCCUUGAAGGGCGAAUUCUCUGAAGGAGGCGUGUUUCUUCCCGAGUAUCACAGACGGAUCCCGGCGGAUGGAUUCUCCAGAUAUGCGGAGGGUAUCUGGGACCAAAUUGUUAACAACAAGGAUUUAGAUCUCCCCACCCAGCAAGAGCUGCUCGCGCAAUUCCGUUGCGACGAGAUCCUGAGGGAGGUCAUGGUCGCGUUUGACGAAGCUAUCAUUCCCUUUGAAGACAAGCAGUCGAAAGCCGCUAGUCUCGGUGAGCCUGAGAUCCUUGGCGGGCUAGGAGCUGCGAUGCGAUCGUCGCGAUCCAAGGCCGUGAAGAACUUUGAGACUGCGGCCAGCCGGUACCACAAAGGCGUUUAUCAGCGCAAACGGGCCGAACUCGAAGGCAAGGUCGAUACUCGCCUGAAGGCACUGUUUCAAGGCCAGCUCAAUGCAACCCACAAGUCCGGUAUUAGCGAGUUCACCGACGCAGUCUCUUCGGCAGUUAAGUCAGGACAGAAGAAGGGUACUGGCUACGAUUUUGCCGAGAUUGUGAAUGAGGAGACGCAGAAGGCAAUGCAGAAGUUUGAAGAGGUCGCCCGUGCUACAGUGAUGGAAGGUACCUCUUGGAGUGAAUACAAGCAGGAGUUGGCCUUGUACGAGAAAGAGCUGGCCGAAGUUAGCGCCCGACUGAGACGCGACGAGAUGCGACGCCUGGCUACCAGGGUUGAGCGAUGGGUCCAGUCCCGUCUGGGCGAGUCUGUGGGCCUCGAGUUCAAUGCGCUGGGCUCCGGCCGGGCUGGCGGCGGUGCUCCGGAAGCUGGCGACAAGCCGACUGAAAAGCAAUUCUGGGAUCGCGUGUGGAACGUAUUCGUCGAAACGGUUCUUGACGCGGAGCGCAGGUUCACCGACCGCGCUAGCAGCUUUGAUGCCAGCUUGGAGGAGGUCGACGUCGGACUUUGGAGACUCCGAAGAAAGUCGUGGGGUGUCCUGCGGGCAAAGAUCGAGGAGGAGAUGAUCGAGGGUAACUUGCUGCUGAAGCUUCGGGAAAACUUCGAGGACAAGUUCCGUUAUGACGAGGCCGGAGUCCCCAGAAUUUGGCGUCCCACCGACGACAUCGAAGGCAUCUACACUCGCGCUCGCGAGUCGACACUCACCCUGAUUCCGCUUCUUUCAAAAUUCCGUCUGGCUGAGACGUCUGCCGCACCUCCGCUGGACCGCUGGAUCGGACAUACGCCUAGCUCUGCCACUCCGGCCGACGAGGAAGACCUACCGCCCAUCGGAGGAGUGGACGAAGAGGAAGGCAAGAGUCUAGAGGAAGAGAUGACAGUCCUUAGCGAUGCCAAGCGACAGGAGCUCACGGUGCGGUUCAAGAAGGCCGCAGACGGUGUGUACGUCGAGGCGAAGCGCAGCGCCAUCGGCGGCAUGACCCAGGUUCCUCUGUACUUCUAUGGUAUUCUCCUUGCACUUGGCUGGAACGAGAUCCUUACUGUUCUCCGCAACCCGGCCUACUUCUUCCUGCUUUUUGUUUGCGCAAUCGGAGCCUACGUGACCUAUCAACUGAACCUGUGGGGGCCCAUCAUGAAGAUGACCGAAGCCGCGUCAAACCAGGCAAUGACCGAGGGCAAGAAGCGACUGCGGGAGUUCCUCGAAUCGUCGGACACCGGACGACAGGCCAUCGCCAUGUCAACUCCGGGAGGCAGUUCCGGACGUGCAGGAGAGCAGCAUGAGAUGUCGAACCUCAAUAAACAGGGGAAGGUGGCGGAAGAAGAUGACUUGUGA
Molecule: messenger RNA, 2571 nt
Organism: Aspergillus melleus
Lineage: Eukaryota; Fungi; Ascomycota; Eurotiomycetes; Eurotiales; Aspergillaceae
Gene: sey1
Product: dynamin-like GTPase SEY1
Exons: 4
Coding region: 1-2571 (856 amino acids)
Biological process (GO): endoplasmic reticulum membrane fusion
Cellular component (GO): endoplasmic reticulum
Molecular function (GO): GTP binding; GTPase activity
Source: RefSeq, a predicted model, not a curated record